Messenger RNA from Lindgomyces ingoldianus, 3033 nucleotides. RefSeq names its product MED14-domain-containing protein. Gene Ontology annotation, cellular component: core mediator complex; mediator complex. NCBI's taxonomy places the organism in Eukaryota, Fungi, Ascomycota, Dothideomycetes, Pleosporales, Lindgomycetaceae. The transcript is spliced from 2 exons. The record is from RefSeq and is a predicted model, not a curated record. Bases 1 to 3033 code for a protein of 1010 amino acids. Gene Ontology annotation, molecular function: transcription coregulator activity. Gene Ontology annotation, biological process: regulation of transcription by RNA polymerase II.
AUGGGCCAACUACCACCCGAGCUCCAGCACUGUGCGUCCGAGCACUAUCACCCGCUAUCAAAACUGCUUUCGCGUAUGGCGCAGGAAUGCUUCAAUGACCUAGGUGAGAUGCUGACCAGCAUGGCCGAUAUCCCAUCCGCCCAACCAAAUGGCCUUCUCCCAAACGGUAUGGGCACCCAUACCGGCGUGAACAGCCUUCCGGACAACUCAGACGCCAACAGGCAGAAGAAGCUCCUGAUGAUGAAGUUUGCUCACGAUAACAGGGGCAAGUUCAUCAAAGUCCUUGUCUUAUUUGAGUGGGCACGAAAGGCCUCCCGAGACAUCGUGAAGAUGGUCGAUGUAAACCAAUGGAUUCAGGAACAAUUAGUUCAAGGCGAUCAUGUGACCUACGAUAUUUACCACACAAAAAUGGCUUUGGCCGGCAUGAGGCAACCCAACCCAGAUAUCAGGACAGCUUUGGAAAUAUUGUCUGCGGGGAAGGCCUCAUGGAUACCUGAUCUCGGCUUUAUUCCACCGGAACCCAUGUCUUCGGAGAAGUCGCGAAAAUUGUUAAGAUAUAUGAACACAUCCCUUGCGAUUCGGCUUAACAUCCAUGAGACCCUCCCACGACAUCUUCGAAACUGGCGCAUCGCGUCGGGACGGGCGUCCUUCGUAGUACCUGGAGAAUUCGAGCUCGAUGCGACAGCAUUCAGCGAAGAUGCAUCAGACCAGUGGCAUUUUAUUGAUAUACGGCUGCUCUUCUCCCCAGCGCCAAUUGUUGCGGCGGAUGGACAAUUCUAUGCCUUCGUCAAACGGCAACUUGACAGCAUUCUCAGGCAGUCCGGCCUAAGCGCCUGCUUUGACUUUCUACAUAAUUUCAUCUUAACACAUAAGGUUUCCAUUCUCAGGUCGCAAGCAUUCGACCUUCUUCGCGCCGACUGGGCUGGAGCGCUAAGAGUUGAACCGGUACAUCGGUCGCUCGUUGUGCAGUAUUGGUUGGAUAGGCCAGGAAGAAAGAGCUGGGUCGAAAUCGGAUUAUCAAGCGGAAGGUCAAGGAAUGACAAAACUUCGUGGAGAGGAUCGGGGGUAGCUUCUUUGGCAAUUCGUUGGUUCCGCCAGGGGGUUGAGGUUAAGGGUAUUGAUCUCAAAGUGGACUGGAACAACCUGUCCAUAGAGCGCAUCCUCAAGCGAGUCAUUGCGCUUCAUGUUGCUCAUCUUCUACGAAGCGCCCGAAAUCAGAUUACUCUCCGUCUCGCCCCCCGGUCAUGGACCAAAGUCAACUCGGUACUCUCCGAGACGGAGCCUUGUGACUGUUCCCUUGAACUGUCAUUAGGAACCCUUCAGAACAAAACAAGGGUUUCGAUAGACCCUGUUACUGGAAGGUUUGAGCUGCGUCCAUGCACUCCGCCUACAGCGAGGGCGGAACGCGCCAUAAACCAGUCAAAGGACCCCUUGGUUACUGUUAGCACCGCUCUUCCGCACCUCCUAUCAUCUUCAUUGCAGGAUCUCAUCCAACAAUGCGCCCACCGGCUCGGCUGGAAAUCAGCUACUCGAUACGCUCUAAGGGUCGAUACUGUCAAGCAUGCAGUCAAACUGGAUGUCAUGCAGUUUGCAUUGUAUGCCCCUCGUGGUUGGGCACCCAAAACUCCUGGCGGUAUGACGACGAAGUGGGCUUUGGCUGCUGUUAUAGACCCGGCUGGCGAGUCUUGGUGGAUCUUCGAACUUGGGUCUAGGGGCACGACUGUUGAAUUUGCUGAACAGGUUACAACGGAAAGCUUAGGGCAGCAUAAAUUGCCAACCAAUCAGAAGACACUCGCCAGCAUUGAGAGGAUUGCAGCGCAGUUCAUUUGCUUCCGCGUCACAGAUCGCGCCCUACAGAAGCGGGGCAUCCCGUCGUUCCUCGAACGUCAAUUAGCUUUGCGAUCUAUUACUCCACGAUCAGGGGCUUCUCAGGCUGCUUUGCAUGGUUGGGUAUUGCGGUUAAGGGCUCCGGAUCUACUGAACUCAAAGCCACACGACGAGCAAUGGAUUGAAUCCGGCCUUCGAAUCACAUGUCAUGGAUUUAGAACAGACUACCGCAACGUGUGGCAUAUUGUGUCUGGAACUAUGAUCAAAUCUGCAGACAUAGACAUGCAGAAGCUGAUGGCAGGCUCAACGCAAAAAGAUAUCACCUUCUCAGACAAUGGAGCAUUCUCGAUCCUCCUGUCUACGCCGUUCGGAGAGCCAAUCAUCAACCAAGUCACGGCACGGUUACGAGAGAUUGACCGGCUCCGCUCGUUUGCCAUCACGCUGAAAAAGCGGAAAAUGAAGCUUAGGGCUUCGUCGUUAGAGCAAGUUGAGUUCCAGUAUGGCAAAGACUCUAAAGCGACUGUCAACUUCAAUCAAAAAGGUGGGAUCAAAGUGGUCUUCCAAGACACAAAUCCGCAUUACAGAGUUCGGACGUUUCUAAAUAAUAUCAUCAACGAGAAGAGUCCGGGGCCACCAGCUCUACGCCAGGAUGACCACUCGGCAUUGGACCGGUUCUGCACAACACUCAUGUACACCCGCCCAAUGAUCCGCAUCAUUGAUGAGCUCCAAGCCGGGAACCCCGGCAAUGUGAAAGAUCCUGCCAUUCAUGCGCAUAGCAUGGGUACUUAUCGCUUCACGUACAACAACCCAAUGUGUUCCUUUGAUGUUCGCAUCCGACCGAAGCAAGAUGCGACGUAUUGGCACAUCGAGGACAAUGACGGGCAGGAAUCCCGCCCGAGUGCCGAGCGUAAUCCCAAUCAUAAGCGAAUCGAGAGCCUAAAGACGGCGCUCCAUGUGUUGUUCAGGAGCCAAGGGGAGGGCUGGAUUGGUGUCCGCUCUGGCAUCAUUGCAGAACUCGACGGUGUACCGAAUGCUUUGAAGAAGCUUCAGGAGACUGUGCUAAGUUGCGCUGUGGAAGGCGGGCCUGAGAAAAAUGACAAUGAGUCCUCGGCAACCCUUCCAAAUGGGAAGCCAAAGCCUCCAGAGAACGGUACUAUCGGUGUGGUGAACAUGCAGACGCAACACGACGUCAUUACAAUCGAUUGA